AAAAGAAAAAAAAAGAUUAGUGCUAAAUAAUCAAGAUUAAGAAAGGAUACAUAUAUGUCUCAACAUGACAUCCAUUCAUUAUGGUCUCAUGCCACAGCAGGCAAGAAACUCCACAGUGCCAAUCACACCAAUAGGACUGCCAUUGUGGGCAAGCUGAGUGCAAGGGAUCUCUCAAUUGUAUGGAGUUCAGACCCUCGUCAGUACUGGAAAUCAUCUCUGAGGAUAUAGGAGGUCGAGUGGUUGAUGUUACUGAGCUAGUGAAGGUAUGCUGGCUACAGAUUGAUGGGAAAUAUGAGGUUAAAAAGCUCACUAAAGGAGUGCAUUAUGAAGUGAUGUUUGUGGUUAAGCUGUUGGAUGAUCUUAACAUUAAGAAACCAGUGACCUUUCGCCUCACUCCUCCUGGUGAAUGCACUCAGGUGCGUCGAAAAAAGUUGAUGGAAAUGCCCAAGAACCAAGUCAUAGGCAUCACAGUGGGAGAUUUUCAGCCCCGGGAGGUGUUUGGAAGCAGUGAAAUCAAGUUUUCUAUGGUGCAGGUUGAUGAUUGUUGGAAGCACGGCUUGGUUAUAAUGGGUGUUCUUCUCGUGCCUAAACUAUAACAUUUGUUUUGGUUGUUUUCUUAUUUGGUUGGAAGCACGAUUUGUUAAUAUCGCAGGAUUCUUUUCGAAAUGGUAACUUGGCAAGCAAAUUUUUAUGUGAUCAGAAAUCAGAUGAAUAUGAAAAUUUAUUC
Messenger RNA from Daucus carota subsp. sativus, 727 nucleotides. RefSeq names its product protein PHLOEM PROTEIN 2-LIKE A2-like. The transcript has 3 exons. Lineage: Eukaryota; Viridiplantae; Streptophyta; Magnoliopsida; Apiales; Apiaceae. The coding region runs from base 180 to 596 and encodes 138 amino acids. The record is from RefSeq and is a predicted model, not a curated record.